CUGAGAACUCAUAUCAUUAUCGAGCUGUUAAUAAAAUGGAGAAGAAACAAAACAGCCAUUUUAAACUUCAACUUCACAUAGCAGUAUUCCCAUGGCUAGCUCAAGGUCACCUAAUCCCAUUUCUCCAACUCUCCAAGUUGCUAGCUCAAAAGGGUCACCGCAUUUCCUUCAUUAGCACCCCAAAAAACAUCCGUCGUCUCCCAGACAUCAUCCCCCAAAAUCUCUCUCAUCUCAUAACCUUCGUUGAGCUUCCGCUGCCCCACGUUGAUGGCUUACCAGACGGAGCUGAGUCAACCUUCGACUUACCGAUUCACGAAGUCCCACUCCUUAAGAGAGCCUACGACGGGCUUCAACCCUGCUUGACUCAGUUUCUGGAAAACUCGGGCCAAGUCAUCAACUGGGUCGUGCACGACUUCGCUUGUCACUGGCUGCCUACAGUCGCGAGUCGACUCGGGAUCAAGUUAGUUUUCUUUUCCACAGUCAACGCCACAUCAAUGUCCUUUUUUGGAUCACCGUCGACAUCGGCGAGCGGUUCUCGGAGCCGACCGGAGGACUUCACGUCGGUCCCUAACUGGUGGAAGGAAAUGCCUUACGACGUCGCUUUUAAGUUGCACGAGAUGGAGUCUCACUGGGACUGCAUGGACUCCGAUGUUUCGGAUUUUGAGCGAGGUAAAGAGGUGGUUCAGGGCUGCGAUAUCAUACUCACCCGGACUUGCCCCGAGUUCGAACCCGAUUCCCUGAGUCUUCUCAAGACUCUUCACGAAAAACCGAUUCUUCCCAUUGGGUUGUUGCCACCGUCUGAACCAAGAGAAUAUGGAGACGAGAGAUGGGAAGCUGUGAAUCAGUGGCUGGCUUCCAAGAACGGUGAUUCCGUCCUUUACAUUGCGCUCGGUUCGGAGUUGAGUCUGAGUGAAGAAAUGAUGCACGAGUUAGCUCGUGGAAUAGAGAAAUCUGGGCUGCCGUUCAUUUGGGUGAUUAACGAUCGCCCAUUGGUAGAAGGGAAACUGGGUUCGCACAUACUUCCAUCUGGGUUCGAAACCCGGGUCUCGGAUCGGGGUGUGGUGUGGAGGGGUUGGGCGCCACAACUGAGGAUCUUGGCUCAUCCUUCGGUGGCCGGGUUCUUGACUCAUUGCGGGUGGAGUUCGGUGAUCGAGGGACUCGGGUUCGGACGUGCGUUGGUUCUGUUUCCCGGUGGAAGCUCGGACAUGGGGUUGGUUGCGAGGCUGUUGCACAACACGGGAAUCGGGUUGGAAAUUCCCAGAGAUGAUCGGAACGGGUCGUUUACAUGCGACUCGGUGGCUGAGACGAUCAGGCGAGUCAUGGUAGACGAGGAAGGAGAGCCACUCAGAGCAAAGUCACGUGAAAUGAGGAAGAUCUUCGGCAGUGUAGAACUGCAGAACAAGUACUCGAACCAGUUCGCUGAGUUUCUUGCAAGAGAGACUACCGAGUCAUCCCAGUGACGUUGAACUCGGAUUUGGUGAUUUCAUUUAGUCAACUUAAUAAUAUAUAAAUUUAAACAAAAUAAAUAGAGAUUCUAUAUGUAAUUUUAUUACUUGGGAAAAAGACAAGGAAAGAAGGCAAAUUCCAUCUGAACAGACCAAAAAUAAAAUAAAAUUACAGAAUGAAUCUCCAAUCUCAUAACCAUGUUGAGAAAGGAAUAUGUACGAUGUUCUUAUCACCAUGCAAUAAAUUUGUGCUUAAGAAAU
Molecule: messenger RNA, 1706 nt
Organism: Humulus lupulus (European hop)
Lineage: Eukaryota; Viridiplantae; Streptophyta; Magnoliopsida; Rosales; Cannabaceae
Product: UDP-glycosyltransferase 91C1-like
Exons: 1
Coding region: 36-1460 (474 amino acids)
Molecular function (GO): UDP-glycosyltransferase activity
Source: RefSeq, a predicted model, not a curated record